Pristis pectinata (smalltooth sawfish) is the source of this 8585-nucleotide messenger RNA. RefSeq names its product filamin C, gamma b (actin binding protein 280) (gene flncb). Gene Ontology annotation, molecular function: actin filament binding. The transcript has 48 exons. Bases 340 to 8487 code for a protein of 2715 amino acids. The record is from RefSeq and is a predicted model, not a curated record. Gene Ontology annotation, biological process: actin cytoskeleton organization. Lineage: Eukaryota; Metazoa; Chordata; Chondrichthyes; Rhinopristiformes; Pristidae.
CAAUGAGCGGGACGACUAUGAUUAGCCCCGCUAGCGGGCGGGGCGGGUCGCCGCGGGCCGGGAGCAGUUGAUUCGGUGCGGGGUUUAUAUGGGCAUGGCCUCGGGAUUCCUGGCGAUCCUGGGCUCUGACGUGAACUCGGAGCAGCCGUCGCUUAUUAAAAAGUGCGGCUGGGUUGGGAGCGCUAUCAUUCGGCGAGAGGGAGCCGAGGAGAGUAGCCUUCGGGCGGUGUGGGCAGUGCUGAGAAGAGGCAAACGCGGACGCCUCAGCUGACGGCAGCGGACUCGAGCACACUUCGGCAAAGUUUGGGCAAAGUUUCGGAGCCCCGUCCCGUCACAGCAAUGGAUCAACAAGGACUAGCCACCAACGGCCAGGACGACGCCGAGAUGCCGGCAACCGAGAAGGACCUGGCGGAGGACGCGCCCUGGAAGAAGAUCCAGCAGAACACGUUCACCCGCUGGUGCAACGAGCACCUCAAGUGUGUGAACAAGCGGAUCGGCGACCUGCAGAAGGACCUCAGCGACGGCCUGAGGCUGAUCGCCCUUCUCGAGGUCCUGAGCCAGAAGAAGAUGUACAGAAAGUACCACUCGCGGCCCAAUUUCCGUCAGAUGAAGCUGGAGAACGUGUCGGUAGCCCUGGAGUUCCUGGACAGAGAGCGGAUUAAACUAGUCUCUAUCGACAGCAAGGCUAUUGUGGAUGGAAAUCUGAAGCUUAUCUUGGGCCUGAUCUGGACUCUCAUCCUCCAUUACUCCAUCUCUAUGCCCAUGUGGGAAGAUGAGGACGACGAAGAUAUCAAGAAGCAGACUCCCAAGCAGAGAUUGUUGGGAUGGAUUCAGAACAAGAUCCCACAGCUGCCCAUCACCAACUUUCACCGGGAUUGGCAGGAUGGCAAGGCACUAGGCGCGUUGGUGGACAACUGUGCACCAGGUCUGUGCCCUGACUGGCAGGAUUGGGACCCAAAUCAACCUGUGGGUAAUGCCCGGGAGGCCAUGCAACAGGCUGAUGAUUGGCUGGGGGUUCCUCAGGUAAUUGCCCCUGAGGAGAUUGUGGACCCCAAUGUAGAUGAACACUCAGUGAUGACCUAUCUCUCCCAAUUUCCAAAGGCAAAGCUCAAACCUGGUGCUCCACUCAGGACAAAACUCAACCCCAAGAAAGCUCGAGCUUAUGGGCCAGGUAUUGAGCCACAGGGUAACGUAGUCCUAAAGCCGGCAGAGUUCACAGUGGAGACGAUCAAUGCUGGUCUUGGAGAGGUCCUGGUCUUUGUGGAGGAUCCUGAAGGCCACACUGAGGAGGCACGAGUGACUGCAAACAAUGACAAGAACCGCACAUACUCUGUUUCCUAUGUACCCAAAGUUGCUGGACUUCAUAAGGUAACAGUUUUAUUUGCUGGGCAGCAAAUUGACAAAAGCCCUUUCAAAGUCCAGAUUGGCAUGGCUCUGGGUGAUGCCAACAAGGUGACUGCUCAAGGCCCUGGUCUGGAGCUGAAUGGGAACGUGGCCAACAAGCCAACAUACUUUGACAUUUACACUGCAGGUGCUGGGUCAGGGGAUGUUGGAGUCGUCAUUGUUGAUCCCCAGGGCCGGCGGGAUACAGUGGAGGUGAUUCUGGAGGACAAAGGAGACAAUGUUCUCCGCUGCACUUACAAACCUCUGCUCGAAGGUCCUCACACUAUCCAUGUGACUUUUGCUGGAGCUCCAAUACCCAAGAGUCCCUUCACUGUCAACAUCUCAGAAGCGUGCAAUCCCAAUGCAUGUCGAGCCUCUGGGAGAGGUCUGCAGCCCAAAGGAGUGCGAGUUAAGGAGGUGACCGACUUCAAAGUCUUCACGAAAGGAGCUGGCACUGGGGAGCUGAAGGUUGUCAUCAAAGGACCUAAGGGCACAGAAGAACCUGUGAAAGUUCGGGAUGUUGGCGAUGGUGUCUAUGAAUGUGAAUAUCAUCCGAUGAUUGGAGGCAAAUACGUGGUGACCAUCACCUGGGGUGGUUAUGCUAUUCCAAGAAGCCCCUUCGAAGUGCAAGUUGGACCUGAAGCUGGUGUCCAGAAGGUGCGAGCCUGGGGACCGGGACUAGAGACUGGUGUUGUGGGAAAGUCGGCGGAUUUUGUAGUGGAGGCGAUUGGGACUGAAGUUGGGACACUAGGUUUCUCCAUUGAAGGUCCCUCACAGGCGAAGAUUGAGUGUGAUGAUAAAGGAGAUGGAUCAUGCGAUGUACGAUACUGGCCCACUGAGCCUGGUGAUUAUGCUGUGCAUGUGAUUUGUGAUGAUGAAGAUAUUAAAGAUAGUCCUUUCAUGGCACACAUCCUGCCUGCAAACAAUGAAAGCUUCCCAGAGAAGGUGAAGGCUUUUGGCCCAGGUCUGGAACCAACAGGCUGCAUCGUAAACAAACCAGCUGAGUUUACCAUUGAUGCUCGAGCUGCUGGCAAGGGUGAACUCAAGAUCUAUGCACAGGAUGCGGAAGGUGUUCCCAUUGACAUCCAGAUCAAAGAUAAUAGGGACAACACAUUCUUUUGUGUGUAUGUGCCACAGAAGCCCAUCAAACACACAAUCAUCAUCAGCUGGGGCUCUGUCAACGUCCCGAACAGUCCCUUCCGAGUAUCUGUGGGAGAAGGCUGUCACCCACAGAAGGUGAAGGUGUAUGGACCAGGUGUGGAGAAAACGGGACUCAAGGCCAAUGAACCCACUUACUUCACAGUGGACUGCAGUGAGGCUGGACAAGGUGAUGUAAGCAUUGGCAUUAAGUGUGCACCAGGGGUUGUGGGACCAGCUGAGGCCGACAUCGAUUUCGACAUAAUUAAGAAUGACAACGAUACUUUCACAGUGAAGUACACACCCCCUGGUGCUGGGCGCUACACCAUCAUGGUGCUGUUCGCUGACCAGGAAAUUCCCAUCAGCCCAUUCUGCAUUAAAGUGGAGCCAUCACAUGAUGCUGGAAAGGUCAAGGCUGAAGGUCCUGGACUGAGCCGGACUGGUGUCGAGGUUGGGAAACCCACUCACUUCACUGUUUACACCAAAGGGGCCGGCAAAGCCACACUGGAUGUGCAGUUCACUGGAGCAGCAAAGGGAGAGGCUGUUCGUGAUUUUGAGAUCAUCGAUAACCAUGACUACUCCUACACUGUGAAAUACACCGCUGUGCAGCAGGGUAACAUGAUGGUGACUGUGACCUAUGGUGGCGACCAGGUUCCGAAGAGUCCGUUCACAGUUAAUGUGGCUCCACCUCUUGACCUGAAUAAGGUCAAAGUUCAUGGAUUGAAUAAUAAGGUUGACGUGGGGAAGGAUCAGGAGUUCAGUGUCAAUACUCGAGGUGCAGGGGGACAGGGGAAGGUUGACGUGAAGAUCACGUCUCCAUCCCGCCGUCCCAUCCCGUGCAAGGUGGAAACGGGAUCUACCAGUGAUGUUUACUCUGUCAAGUACAUGCCGCCUGAGGAGGGUCCGUAUAAAGUGGACAUCGGUUACGAUGGACAUCCAGUUCCUGGAAGCCCCUUCACUGUGGAGGGAGUCAUGCCUCCUGACCCCACCAAGGUUCGUGCCUAUGGGCCAGGUCUCAAAGGUGGUGUGGUUGGAAAAGCAGCUCCCUUUGCCAUUGACACCAAAGGUGCUGGCACUGGUGGUCUCGGGUUGACUGUGGAAGGUCCUUGUGAAGCUAAAAUUGAGUGCCAGGAUAAUGGUGAUGGCUCCUGCUCUGUCUCAUACCUCCCAACAGAGCCAGGUGAAUAUACAGUCAACAUCCUAUUUGCUGAGGCCCAUAUCCCAGGGUCCCCCUUCAAGGCAGACAUCAAACCAGUCUUCGACCCGAGCAAGGUCACAGCCAGUGGACCGGGGCUAGAGCGUGGCAAGGUUGGCGAGGCAGGAACUUUCACUGUGGAUUGCUCCAAGGCUGGGGAGGCUGACCUGACUAUUGAGAUCAUCUCUGAGACUGGCGUGAAGGCAGAGGUUCACAUUCAGAACAAUAGCGAUGGGACCUAUACCAUCACCUACAUCCCACCGUUCCAUGGCAUGUACACCAUCACCAUCAAGUAUGGCGGGCACGCAGUACCCAAGUUCCCAGCUCGCGUCAGGGUCGAUCCAGCUAUUGACACGGCAGGAGUGAAGGUGUUCGGACCAGGAGUAGAGCCUCGUGGAGUGCUCCGGGAGGUCACCACUGAAUUUACUGUGGACUGCCGAUCUGUUAACAAAACUGGUGGGAACCAUGUCAAGAUUCGUAUAGUUAAUCCUUCUGGGGCCAUGACUGACAGUUACAUCAAGGACAAUGGUGAUGGAACCUACCAUGUGGAGUACACAGCCUAUGAAGAUGGAAUGCAUAUGAUUGAAGUGCUCUAUGAUGAUAUCCCAAUCCCCAAGAGUCCAUUCAGAGUUGGAGUCACUGAGGGCUGUGACCCCAGCCGUGUCCGGGCAUAUGGGCCAGGCCUGGAAGGAGGUCUAGUCAACAAACCCAACCGGUUCACAGUGGAAACCAGGGGUGCAGGCACUGGAGGCCUGGGACUGGCUAUUGAGGGCCCCUCUGAGGCAAAAAUGUCCUGCAAGGACAACAAGGAUGGCAGCUGCAGUGUUGAGUAUAUCCCCUUUACUCCUGGAGACUACGAUGUCAACAUAACAUUUGGGGGGCACCCCAUUCCAGGAAGUCCCUUCCGUGUGCCAGUGAAGGAGUUGGUUGAUCCAAGCAAAGUGAAGUGCACGGGCCCUGGAUUGGGCACUGGAGUACGGGCACACAUACCCCAGACGUUUACAGUUGAUUGCAGCAAAGCUGGGUUAGCACCACUCGAAGUGCUGGUCUUCAGGCCUACAGGUGUAUCGGAGCCAACGAAAGUUAUUGAUAAUGGAGAUGGAACGCAUACUGUUCAUUAUACCCCAACCACGGACGGUCCCUUCACUGUUUCCGUUAAGUAUGCAGACCAGGAGGUUCCACGCAGUCCCUUCAAGAUCAAGGUUCUGCCAACUCAUGAUGCCAGCAAGGUGCGAGCAAGUGGGCCAGGACUGAAUGCCUCUGGAGUGCCAGCUAGUCUCCCUGUCGAGUUCACUAUCGAUGCCAGGGAUGCUGGUGAAGGACUGCUCACUGUCCAGAUCAUUGAUCCUGAGGGCAAACCAAAGAAGGCUAACAUUCGUGAUAAUGGAGAUGGAACAUACACAGUGUCCUAUGUCCCUGAUAUGACUGGACACUACACCAUUACGAUCAAAUAUGGAGGUGAUGAAAUCCCCUACUCACCAUAUCGAAUCCACGCCAUUCCAACUGGAGAUGCCAGCAAGUGUCUGGUAACAGUGUCCAUCGGCGGCCAUGGACUAGGGGCAGGACUUGGUCCAACCAUCCAAAUUGGCCAGGAGACAGUCAUAACAGUGGAUGCCAAGGCAGCUGGCAAAGGGAAGGUCACUUGCAAGGUCUCAACCCCUGAUGGAGCUGAGCUAGAUGUUGAUGUGGUUGAAAAUCAAGAUGGAACAUUUGACAUUUAUUACACAGCACCGGAACCUGGCAAAUAUGUCAUUACCAUCCGCUUUGGUGGGGAGCUUAUACCUAACAGCCCAUUCCACGUGGUGGCCUGUGAUGCCAUCCCCAUCAUUGAGGAGCCCUGCGAUACCCUGCAGCUACACCAGCCCUACGUGCCUUGCCGUGCUGGCUAUCCACCACACUGGGCCACUGAAGAGUCGGUUGUCCCAGUUGAUGUUAUGGAACAUGGUCUCCGGCCAUUCAACCUGGUCAUUCCCUUCACUGUCCAGAAGGGAGAAAUCACAGGUGAAGUCCGGAUGCCAUCUGGUAAAACUGGCCGUCCACACAUAACUGACAACAAGGAUGGGACUGUCACAGUAAAAUAUGCUCCCAUUGAGAAGGGUCUGCAUGAGAUGGACAUCAAGUAUGAUGGGAAUCACAUCCCAGGUAGUCCAUUGCAGUUCUAUGUGGAUGCUAUUAACAGUGGUCACGUGACUGCAUUUGGACCUGGUCUGAGCCAUGGGAUGGUGAACAAACCUGCAACAUUCACCAUUGUCACCAAGGAUGCAGGGGAAGGUGGCCUGUCCCUUGCUGUGGAAGGUCCCUCUAAAGCUGAAAUCACAUGUAAAGACAACAAGGAUGGCACCUGUACUGUAUCAUACCUGCCCACAGCCCCUGGAGAUUACAACAUUAUUGUUCGAUUUGAUGACAAGCACAUUGCCGGGAGUCCCUUCACAGCCAAGAUCACUGGUGAUGACUCAAUGAGAACCUCUCAACUCAACGUUGGCACAUCAACUGAAGUCUCACUGAAGAUUGCAGAGACAGACCUCAGUCUGCUCAAUGCCAGCAUCAAGGCCCCAUCUGGUAAUGAGGAACCCUGCUUGCUGAAGAGGCUGCCCAACAGGCACAUAGGUAUUUCAUUCACCCCAAAAGAGGUGGGAGAGCAUGUGGUGAGUGUGAAGAAAAAUAACCGUCAUGUCACAAACAGCCCCUUCAAGAUCAUGGUAGGGGCCUCUGAGAUUGGCGAUGCCUCCAAAGUGAAGGUUUCUGGGAAAGGCCUGGUGGAGGGUCGAACAUUUGAGGUGUCAGAAUUCAUUGUGGACACAAGAGGUGCAGGUUAUGGAGGGCUUGGUCUGUCCAUUGAAGGUCCCAGCAAAGUUGAUAUCAAUUGUGAGGAUCAGGAGGAUGGAACUUGCAAAGUGACUUACUGCCCAACGGAGCCAGGCAACUACAUUAUCAACAUUAAAUUUGCUGACCGCCAUGUGCCAGGAAGUCCUUUUACAGUGAAGAUGACUGGUGAAGGGAGAAUUAAGGAGAGUAUCACCAGGAGACGACAGGCACCCUCCAUAGCAACUGUGGGUAGCACCUGUGACCUGAAUCUGAAGAUUCCAGGAAAUUGGUUCCAGAUGGUGUCCGCACAGGAGCGUUUGACCAGGACCUUUACACGCAGUAGCCACACCUACACACGCACGGAACGGACUGAGAUCAGUAAAACGCGCGGUGGCGAAACUAAGAGAGAAGUGAGAGUGGAGGAAUCCACACAAGUUGGAGGGGACCCUUUCCACAAUGUAUUCGGAGAGUUCAUGGGCCGUGAAAGCCUGGGCUCCUUUACCAAUAUCCCACGGGCUGAAGUGGAAGUUGGAGCAAAGGAAAUGACGGCACAGGUCACCAGCCCAUCUGGGAAGAUGGAUGAUGCAGAAAUUAUCGAGGGAGACGACAGCACUUACAGUGUGCGGUUCAUACCGCAGGAGAUGGGCUCUCAUACUGUCAAUGUUAAGUAUAGAGGCCAGCAUGUUCCCGGCAGCCCCUUCCAGUUCACCGUGGGGCCACUGGGUGAGGGAGGAUCCCACAAGGUUCGAGCUGGAGGUUCUGGUUUGGAGCGUGGUGUUGCCGCAGUGCCAGCUGAAUUCAGCAUCUGGACACGUGAGGCUGGAGCUGGUGGUCUCUCCAUUGCUGUGGAAGGCCCAAGCAAAGCUGAGAUCUCUUUUGAAGAUCGCAAGGAUGGCUCGUGUGGUGUUUCCUACAUUGUACAGGAACCUGGUGACUAUGAGGUAUCCAUCAAGUUCAAUGAUGAGCAUAUCCCAGACUCUCCAUUUAUUGUUCCGAUUGCUUCUCCCUCGGACGCUGCCCGCAGACUCACCGUUACCAGUCUCCAGGAAUCUGGGUUAAAGGUCAACCAACAAGCCUCAUUUGCAGUUCAGCUGAAUGGAGCAAGAGGAGUAAUCGAUGCAAAAGUUCGGACCCCAUCUGGGGCUGUGGAGGAAUGUUAUAUGUCAGAGCUGGAUAGUGAUAAUUUUGCAAUUCGCUUCAUACCACGUGAAAAUGGUGUCCACUCCAUCGAUGUCAAGUUCAACUCCUGUCACAUCCCAGGUAGUCCCUUCAGGAUCCGAGUGGGAGAGCCAGGGCAGACUGGGGAUCCUGGCUUGGUCUCUGCCUAUGGCCCAGGACUGGAAGGAGGUGUCACAGGAGUGCCCUCUGAGUUUAUUGUCAAUACAUGUAAUGCUGGGGCUGGAGCUCUUUCUGUUACCAUCGAUGGCCCAUCCAAAGUGAAGAUGGACUGCCAAGAGGGUCCUGAAGGUUAUAAGGUAACCUAUACCCCAAUGGCCCCUGGGAAUUACCUGAUCUCCAUCAAAUAUGGUGGACCUCAGCAUAUUGUUGGCAGUCCCUUCAAGGCCAAGGUCACAGGUGUCCGUCUGUCUGGGGGCCAUAGUUUACAUGAGACAUCCACUGUCCUGGUUGAAACAGUUACCAAGUCAUCCACAGUUGCUGGGUAUGGACCAAUGCCCAAGUUUGCAUCUGAUGCUAGCAAAGUAGUAUCUCGAGGGCCUGGCUUGUCCAAGGCUUUCAUUGGGCAGAAGAACAACUUCACUGUGGAUUGCAGCAAAGCAGGAACCAACAUGUUGAUGGUGGGAGUGCAUGGCCCGAAGACUCCCUGUGAGGAGGUUUACGUGAAACACAUGGGCAACCGGGUUUAUAACGUCACGUACACUGUGAAGGAGAAAGGCGACUACAUUCUGAUCGUGAAGUGGGGAGAUGAGUGUGUGCCUGGCAGCCCAUUCCAUGCUACUGUCCCCUGAAUGACUUAUCGUCUUGUGGAACCUUUGUUGCAUCUCAGAGGAUCUGAACUGUCAAAGUUUUUUUUUGUAGAAAAACCAAAAAAAAAUUAACUUAAAAA